Molecule: messenger RNA, 462 nt
Organism: Lycium ferocissimum
Lineage: Eukaryota; Viridiplantae; Streptophyta; Magnoliopsida; Solanales; Solanaceae
Exons: 1
Coding region: 73-462 (129 amino acids)
Source: RefSeq, a predicted model, not a curated record
UUGAAAUCUAUUAUUUAUUGUUAGUUUUUGUUUGCUUGAGUGCGGUUGUUGGAUUGUCUUUGUUAGGCUGAAAUGGAGGAAAUUGAAACACAACUAAGCGCAGAUGGUAGUCAGCUUGUUGAUGCAUACUCAGCCGUUAUGGGUCCAGAACAUCCGGGACGUCUAAGACUAUAUGGACGGGGGGUUACAAAGACUUCUUUGAAAGGAAAAGCUGGAACUUUUGAACCAACUUCAAAUGCCACAAAUGAUGUAGUGCAAGAAAUGCAAGAAAGGAUCCAAAAAAUGGAGGAACAAAUGGAGGAACAAAAGAGAACUAUGCGAGCAGAAGUUACUGCAGAAGUUACUGCAGACAUUACUUCAAAAGUAAUUGAAAAACUCCAACGUGCAGGAUUAAUUAGUCCAGACAUGCUAGCAGCAUUGUGUGCGCCUUCACCGGAGAAGCUACGUCCGCCCCACAAGUAG